AGCAUUAGAGGCUACGCGCAGCCGUCGCGCUACACAAGAGACGCGCGGGGUGCUACGCCAGCGACAGACGCUACGAGGCACCUGCUACGCCUGGGAUCUAGAAAAAUGUGUUAGUAACGUAUGAAUGAAUGAAGGAAGCCGGGCAUCAGCAAUGCAAGGGCUACGAGCCGCGAAGGACAAGGCCUCCGGCCUGCUCGCCAACAAACACCUUAUACUCAAGAACUCCCAGUAUGAAAACUUCCAUGUUGAACAGAAGGGUUAUGAUCAGAUGUACGAUGGCGAAGAUCUGGAAACUCCACCAUCUCCCGAUCGACCUCCUCCGCGACCUAUAGAUAAGUAUGUCCGCGCCGAGUGUCCAUGCCUCACGGCGCGGUAUACUGUUGCCCUGCUAGCGUGUUUCGGCUUUAGUAUAAUGUUCGGCAUGAGGUGCAACAUGAGUAUGGCAAAGCUCAAGAUGACUGAGAAACAUAACACUACAUCCGGUGUCAAAGAAGAUACACCUUUCGAAUGGAACGUGGAAGUAGAAUCUUCGAUUGAUUCGUCAUAUUUCAUUGGAUACCUUAUCACUCAAGUGCCCGGAGGCUUUUUUGCAUCUAUGUAUCCAGCAAAUAAGAUAUUUGGCGCUGCAAUUGCUAUGUCAGCAAUUUUCAAUAUGGCUAUACCUGGAGCUAUGUCUGUCGGACCCGCUGCUGUUGUAUUAAUAAAAGUUGCACAGGGAUUUGUUGAGGGUGUUACAUAUCCAUCGUGUCAUGGUAUUUGGAGAAUGUGGGCACCUCCAUUGGAGCGGUCUAGGUUAGCAACUCUGGCCUUCUGCGGUACUUACGCCGGAAUUGUCAUCGGCAUGCCUCUUUCUGGGUUGCUUACUGAUUAUAUUGCUUGGCAAGCUCCAUUCUACUUUUAUGGAGUAUGUGGUGUAAUUUGGUAUGUAAUGUGGCUGUGGCUUGUAUUCGAACGACCAAGCAAACAUCCCCACAUUUCUGGAAAGGAGCUGACAUAUAUUGAACAGUCAUUAGGUACUGCAACACAAGCUGCUAUGCCUGGCUUUUGGGCAACACCAUGGAAAGCUUUUGCUACUUCGCCACCCGUAUACGCGAUUAUUGUUGCUAACUUCUGUAGAACAUGGAACUUUUGUCUGCUAGUUAUUUUUCAAUCUGCAUAUUUUAACACGAGGUUUAAUAUGCAAAUUACUGAGUCUGGAUUCGUAGGAGCGAUACCUCACUUGAUCAUGACGUCCCUAGUACCCAUUGGUGGCAUGCUUGCUGAUUACCUUCGCAAGAGCAAUAUUAUGACUACUACAAACGUGAGAAAGCUAUUCAAUUGUGGAGGAUUCGGCCUUGAGGCUUUCUUCUUCGUUCUUGUGGCCUACGCAAACAAUAAGUAUGUAGCAACUAUAGAAUUGACGUUGGGAGUGGCGUGCAGUGGUUUCGCUAUAUCUGGGUACAACGUAAACCACCUGGACAUUGCACCACGAUACGCUUCUAUCCUGAUGGGUCUAUCUAAUGGCAUCGGCACUAUCGCUGGGUUCCUUGUACCGAUUGUCAUAGAUUACAUGACACAAGAAAGGUACAAGUUGGAGAAAGCAAUAACCGAAUGGCGAGACGUCUUCCUCAUGGGUGCGACUGUACAUUUUAUUGGCAUAACUAUCUAUGGUAUUUUUGCUUCUGGUGAGCUGCAGCCGUGGGCAGAACCAACUCCACCUUAUGAACCUCCUAUCAAAUCUAUGGAUCAUGAGACUACCUUUACGGAACCUCUGAAAGGAAGCGAGCCUCCCGCAUACGGGGCCAUCUCCGCGCCUCCUCGUCCUCCAGCGCCUCAGCAACAUGUCCCAAACAAUCCAUUCGUUUCUGGAGCGUUUUAUCAGACAGAGCCCGUUCAGCCACCCGCGGAUCCUUAUCAGGAUCUUACCGACGACGGUACUUACUAGACUUAUCGUAAACCCUAUGUAAUCAGUCAUGCGACAGCAGUUCUCUCACUUUUGUACUAGAUAGGUAGAAAAUUAUUACUGUUCAAUAAAUACAAUGAUUUAUUAGCUUGUAAAAAUAUCAAUCAAAUAAUUUAGUGUAAUAUUAGCUUAAUAUCAUAUUUGUGUACCUACCUGUUUUCAGAAUGUUGUAAGUUUCAAUAUAUUUUGUAGGUAACAUCUGAAAUGUUAAUUCAUCGUUGUAUUAUGAUGAGCCUAAGGAUUGAAAAGUCAUAUAUGUACGUGUACGUAGGUUAUAUUGGAUAUAAUUUCUUGGCUAAAUACUAACUAAAAUUUCUGAAUAAUUUUAUUUGUUUUGAUAAUAAGUUCAUUAAUUUGAUUGCAACAUAAUAAUAACAUUUAUUUUUAAUUUCAAUAUGAGCGUUUCAGUCCUAGUUCAUUGUAAAACCACGAUCUUGAAAGUAUUAAUUUUGCAUAGAGACUGCCAAAUGUUAUUAGAUUUAUAUGUUUUUGUGUUUGUUAUUAAAUAUUAUUAAUUUUUAACAUUAUACUUGUACAUGUGUAUAUAAAUUACAUUGGCAUAUCAUCUCUAUUGUUAAUGCUUUACAGUUCGUUAUUGUCUUUUAAAGAGAAGCUAAGGCCCAAUUUACCUCUGGCUCCAUGCGGUGGGUACUUCGGUUAUAAUUUCUAUAAGUAUUGUUUACUUCCACAGUUCAAUAAAAUUGAUGACUUGAUUUCUUCAAAUCGUUCUUAAGUGUUUAUAAAAUAUUUAAGAUGUAACUGUUUGAAAUUCAGUACUUACUGUACUUAAUAACUUCAAUGAAUGUACCUACGUAUAUUGCAAUAGGAGUAGAAAAUUAAUAAAUACGUUAAUUACAAGGGAAGAAAUGUAAU
This is a messenger RNA of Achroia grisella, 2815 nucleotides long. It is a transcript of the gene VGlut, whose product is annotated as vesicular glutamate transporter 1. Gene Ontology annotation, molecular function: neurotransmitter transmembrane transporter activity; L-glutamate transmembrane transporter activity. NCBI's taxonomy places the organism in Eukaryota, Metazoa, Arthropoda, Insecta, Lepidoptera, Pyralidae. The coding region runs from base 125 to 1924 and encodes 599 amino acids. Gene Ontology annotation, biological process: regulation of synapse structure or activity; neurotransmitter loading into synaptic vesicle; transmembrane transport. The transcript is spliced from 12 exons. Gene Ontology annotation, cellular component: synaptic vesicle membrane; excitatory synapse. The record is from RefSeq and is a predicted model, not a curated record.